This is a messenger RNA of Verticillium dahliae VdLs.17, 2715 nucleotides long. Its product is annotated as serine/threonine-protein kinase SCH9. Gene Ontology annotation, biological process: protein phosphorylation. The record is from RefSeq and is a predicted model, not a curated record. Lineage: Eukaryota; Fungi; Ascomycota; Sordariomycetes; Glomerellales; Plectosphaerellaceae. The transcript is spliced from 2 exons. Gene Ontology annotation, molecular function: protein serine/threonine kinase activity; ATP binding. Bases 1 to 2715 code for a protein of 904 amino acids.
AUGAACACUAUUGACCAAAUCCUUAGGCCCACCGCCGCCGCUGCCGACGACGAUGGGACCGACCAGAUCGGCUAUGACACGCCCCGCUCUGGCGUGGCAACUCCGCAGCCCGACCUGUCUGACAAGCGCCUCCCGGGAAUCAUGAGCUACUUUGGACAGGUUCGUAUAUCUUCCACUCAAGACCCUGCAUUGUCUUCUGCUCCCACCAAGGUUCUGGCAAACGCAUCACCCUCUUCUGGCGUGCAGGUUCAGACGAUGGACCAAGGCACAAGUUCCCCUUCUCAAAGCGCCACAGCGUGCAAUGCGAGUUCUGCAGAGCCCACGUCUUAUUGCCCUACCCGUGUCAGUCAAGAAGCGCAACCGCUUGGUGACCACAAGGCUGCAGGCCUCGGUCAGUAUCCGACCCCGCCGAUAUCAAGACGGUCAUCGGCAGGGCGGCUGACGCGAAGUCUGUCCCUGUGGAGCGGAGAGACGAGCACAGCACAAUCAUCAUCAGGGCGGCCGUUACCCCUCCGCCAGCAGAGCACUACAGAUCUCCCUCCCAAGUCCCUCAGCACAAUCAUGUCUUCUCCUUCAAGCGGCGUCACGACGCAUGCCGUCCACGCAUCACAUCUUUCUAACCCGACUGUGCCUUCCCAACCUGUUACCCCACCCUCUUUCGCGCAGACGCCCGACGGCCCAGGAGUUGAUCUUGCCAGUCUUGAAAUUUCUUCCUCUCUCGAGCAGCUCAAGAAGCUAACGCAAGGCCCGGGUGUUAAGAGCGGUCCACCAACUCCCACACGUGCCCUCUCCUCAGCUCAGCCGUCUCAGUCUGAAGACCGACCUUCGGUCUCAAAGCGAACUAGCAACGAAACGGGACCAGCAAGCGGUACACAGACGCCCCGGGGCGCGGGCGGCGCUCAGGUCCCUGCCGCCAAGGGAAAGUUGACCAUCAACAUUGUGGAAGCCCGCGGCCUCCGAAAGGCGAGAGAUCCCUAUGUCGUGGUUGUUUUCCAAAGGAGCGAGCUCAUCUCCGCGGGUCCACGUUCUGUGCAAGAAGAGGACGACGAUCACCACCUACCCGCACCUGGUCCUGGAGGCAUUCCCAUCCAGCGCCAGGGCAGUGAUUCCGGCCGCCCCGCCGUCUCCAUCCCGAUGCGAAGUCGCCAAAGCAGCAACACGAGCGUUACAGACUACAACAACUUCCGCAACAAGAACCGGCGAUCGUUUACCAGUCCGACCUGGGACGCCGAGGCUGCCUUUGACGUUGUUGACUCGGACAUGCGUGUCGCCUUGUCGGUAUAUGACCACACCGCCAGUGGUGAAGAAUUCCUCGGUCAGGUGGAUUUCCAAGCCAACAUGGACAACCCCGUUCGUGGGUGGUAUCCGCUCACCGGCCACGCCGAUACGAUGGCAGAGAACACACCAACCGGCGAAAUCUAUGUCGAGGCCACUUAUCAACGAACAGAACGGAAGCACUUUGGUCCUGAAGACUUCCAGAUCCUCAAGCUCAUCGGAAAGGGAACAUUUGGACAAGUCUACCAAGUGCGCAAGAAGGAUACGGAACGUAUUUAUGCCAUGAAGGUCCUAUCGAAGAAGGUGAUUGUCCAGAAGAAGGAGGUCGCCCACACGGUUGGCGAGAGAAACAUUCUUGUCCGCACGGCCAUGUCCGACUCGCCAUUUAUUGUCGGUCUCAAGUUCUCUUUCCAAACGCCAUCCGACCUCUACCUCGUGACCGACUACAUGUCCGGCGGCGAGCUGUUCUGGCAUCUGCAGAAGGAGGGGCGUUUCGAUGAGAAGAGGGCCAAGUUCUACAUUGCCGAGCUCAUCCUGGCCAUCGAGCACCUACACAAGAGUGACAUUGUCUACCGAGACUUGAAGCCGGAAAACAUUCUUCUCGACGCCAACGGUCAUAUUGCGCUAUGCGACUUUGGCCUUUCGAAAGCCAACCUCACACAGAAUGCAACCACCAACACAUUCUGUGGCACCACCGAGUACCUCGCUCCCGAGGUCCUCCUUGAUGAGUCUGGGUACACCAAGAUGGUAGACUUCUGGUCGCUGGGAGUCCUCGUGUUCGAGAUGUGCUGCGGCUGGAGCCCCUUUUAUGCUGAAGACACGCAGCAAAUGUAUAAGAAUAUCGCAUUCGGCAAAGUGCGCUUCCCUCGAGAUACGCUCUCUCAAGAAGGUCGCAACUUUGUCAAGGGGCUUCUGAACCGGAACCCGAAGCACCGACUGGGUGCCACCCUCGAUGCCGAGGAGUUGAAGAGGCAUCCAUUCUUUGCCGACAUUGACUGGGAUAUCCUGGCGAAGAAGUUGAUCACGCCGCCGUUUAAGCCUAAGCUGACUUCAGCAACGGACGUUUCGUACUUUGACCCCGAGUUCACAAACGCUCUAGACAACAGUGGUUCUCUGAACGAAAGAGCGGCCGCCUUGGCCCGAGGAUUCGCUACAUCCACCCCUCUUUCCCCUUCAGUGCAGGCCAAUUUCCAGGGCUUUACCUUUGUGGAUGAGAGUCAUCUGGAUGACCAGAUGCGGGGAAACCGUUACGAUGACGAGGAAAUGGAUGACGCACACGGGUCCCACAGAGGACAGGAAGACGACGACUGGGACGACCUCGGCGAUGUGGCUACCCAGAGGGGCAACCGCAUGAGCGGCAUUGAGCGUGCGGGCAAGCGAGAUGACGGCAAGGACUCCCACGACGAUCAGAUGAUUGGGAACUCUCAGUUUGACGACUAA